GAACUUUACGCAGCACUUACAAUUAUGACGCGUACCUGACAACAGGUUCAAGAACCAGUGACUUUAAGUUCGUGUCCUCUUACAAUGACAACACACUGCCUGCUGACCAGACUCUGAGGAAAAGUCCAUCAGACUUUGCUGAUGCUUUUGGAGAUAGUGAUGGUUCUCCUGAGCCCGUCUGUGGAGACGUGAGCUACUCUAUACCGGAGGAGAUGAAACGUGGAUCUGUAAUUGGAAAUAUCGCUAAGGAUCUGGGGAUAGAUUUGGGCAGACUGUCUGCUCGCAAGGCUCGCAUCGAUACUGAAGAUAACAGCGUGAAGUACUGCGGUGUGAAUCUCAACACCGGAGAUUUGAUCGUACAAGAAAGGAUUGACAGAGAGGGACUUUGUGCGAAAAAGGCUUCGUGUGUUGUAAAACAGGAACUUGUACUGGAAAAUCCUUUAGAACUGCACCGUAUUAGUAUCCGCGUCCAAGAUAUAAACGACAAUUCACCCCAAUUUAAAGAGGAUUCACUUAAACUUGAAAUCCACGAAUCGGCUGACAAAGGUGCGCAUUUCCUCUUGGAUGAGGCACAUGAUGGAGACAUCGGAGAAAAUUCUGUUCAGGGCUACUCACUUCAGCAAAAUGAUAAUUUCAAAUUAAAUGUGAAGACAAAGGGCGGUGGACGAAAAUAUGGGGAAUUAGUCUUAGACAAAGAAUUAGACAGAGAGGACAAAAAGGAGCUUUCGUUAUUGCUUACUGCAUUUGAUGGUGGCUCUCCUCAGAGAUCAG
Messenger RNA from Plectropomus leopardus (leopard coralgrouper), 771 nucleotides. Its product is annotated as protocadherin beta-15-like. Gene Ontology annotation, biological process: homophilic cell-cell adhesion. The record is from RefSeq and is a predicted model, not a curated record. NCBI's taxonomy places the organism in Eukaryota, Metazoa, Chordata, Actinopteri, Perciformes, Serranidae. Gene Ontology annotation, cellular component: plasma membrane. Gene Ontology annotation, molecular function: calcium ion binding.